AUGGAACGUUUGGUAAUUCUUGAUCGACUUAUCCAAGAGCAAAGUUUCAGUGUAACUAGCCUCAGAGAAGACAAGGAAGCCCUUGAGAAGAUAUUGACAGACCUCCAUUAUGAACAGAACAGGCCAUCUGACAGGUCCCAGCAGCAAAUGGAACAUCUUGCUAAUCAGCAGCACACAGUUGACAAAGAACUUACAAGAGCCAUGCUGCAGCUUGCAGAAGCUUCUAAGAUGUCAGGAAUUUCUUUUUUUCUUCCUUUCUUUUUUCUUCCUUCUUUCGUUUUCUUUUUCCUUCCUUUCUUCCUUCUUUUUUCUUUCUCUCUUUCUAUCUUUCUCUCUUUCUAUCUUUCUCUCUCUCUAUCUUUCUCUCUUUCUAUCUUUCUCUCUCUCUAUCUUUCUCUCUUUCUCUUUCUCUCUCUAUCUUUCUCUCUCUCUCUCUAUCUUUCUCUCUCUCUCUCUAUCUUUCUCUCUCUCUCUCUUUCUCUCUCUCUCUCUAUCUUUCUCUCUCUCUAUCUUUCUCUCUCUCUCUCUCUCUCUUUCUCUCUCUUUCUCUCUCUCUCUUUCUCUUCUCUCUUUCUCUUCUCUCUUCUCUUCUCUCUUCUCUUCUCUUUUCUCUUCUCUCUUCUCUUCUCUUUUCUCUUCUCUUCUCUUCUCUUUUCUCUUCUCUUCUCUUCUCUCUUCUCUUCUCUUCUCUUCUCUUCUCUCUUCUCUUCUCUCUUCUCUUUUCUCUUCUCUUCUCUUCUCUCUUCUCUCUUUUCUCUUUUCUUUUCUCUCUUACCUAAUAAACUUGAAGAACUCAAUGCUGAAAGCAGCAAGUUGGAACAUGAAAUUGCUUUGCUGAGAUCAAAUGUCCAUGGUGAACUCAGCCGCAGUCGAAGUGUUCCUUCCUUGAUGGAAGAUCCAAACCAUGCUCGCUACAAGAUGGAAAAAGAUUUACACCAUGUGAAGGAUGUAAUGGAUAAUUUAAGUAAAGAAGGUGCUCGAUUAUCCCAGGCCUUGCACACAUUAAAGCUUCCUCCAGAAAUGAAUGAUGAAAUAGCAACAAGUAAUAAACAGAAGCCGUCAACAUACAUGGAGACUGACCUUGAUUCAAAGGAAUCAUAUGACUUGGCUUGUGAAACCUCAUCCAUGUUUUCGCCUGAAGGCUCUUCUAAUCUUGAUUAUCAUGAAGGGCAUGUUGGUUUUGUUAAAUAUGUUCGUCCAUCUUCUUUACCAAGUCACGUACAAGUUGACAACAGUAAUUCGGCACCUGCUUCAUCUCCAGUACUUUUAGAAUCUCGUAAGGAGCAGCCAUUGCAUUCACAGUUGCCAUCGCAAUUCAAGGUCAUUGGAUUUUUCUUUUCUCUUUCCCCUUUUUCUUUUUUUCCCCCUUUUUUUUUCCUUUUUUUCCCCUUUUUUCCUUUUUCCCCUUUUUCCUUUUUCCCCUUUUUUCCUUUUUCCCUUUCUUUUUUGUUUCAUUUUGUUUCCUUUUUUUGUUUCAUUUUGUUUCCUUUUUUUGUUUCAUUUUGUUUCCUUUUUUUUGUUUCAUUUUGUUUCCUUUUUUUUGUUUCAUUUUGUUUCCUUUUUUUGUUUCAUUUUGUUUCCUUUUUUGUUUCCUUUUUUGUUUCAUUUUUCUUUCCUUUCAUUUUUCUUUCCUUUCAUUUUUCUUUCCUUUCAUUUUUCUUUCCUUUCAUUUUUCUUUCCUUUUUCUUUCCUUUCCUUUUUGUUUCCUUUUUGUUUCCUUUUUGUUUCCUUUCCUUUUUGUUUCCUUUCAUUUUCCUUUCCUUUCAUUUUCCUUUCAUUUUCCUUUCCUUUCAUUUUCCUUUCAUUUUGUUUCCUUUUUUUUUUUUUCCUUCCUUUCAUUUUUAA
Acanthosepion pharaonis is the source of this 1845-nucleotide messenger RNA. NCBI's taxonomy places the organism in Eukaryota, Metazoa, Mollusca, Cephalopoda, Sepiida, Sepiidae. The record is from the annotation of a GenBank genome assembly.